AUGCCAAAGAGUAGAUGUCUGUUAGUGUUAGAAAAAUGUAUGAACAUGAAACAAUUUAAGCAAACUCAUGCACACAUAAUCCUUACAGGACUUGGAAACAACAGUUUCGCGCUUAGUCGUCUUUUAGCUUUUUGUUCAAACCCAUUUCAUGGAAUCCCUGUAACCUACUCAACUCAGAUUUUUGAUCAAAUUGUCAAACCCACUAUAUGUAUUUGUAAUACUAUGCUUAAAGCUUUUUUACUGAAAGGGGAACUCGAUAAAACUUUAGAAAUGUAUAGUCAUAUAAUGCACAUUGGUCUCUACCCUGAUAAUUACACUCUUCCCUAUGUAUUGAAAGCCUGUGCUCAUUCGAAAAAGGUUCAAGUAGGAGAACAGAUUCAUGGGGGUGUAUUCAAGUUGGGUUUUGAUGGUGACAUUUUUGUAGGUAAUACGCUAUUGCUCAUGUAUUCUUCUUGUGCUAGAAUGGUUGAAGCACGCCGUCUGUUCGAGGAAAUUCCGGAAAGAACUGCGGUUUCGUGGACAGUUAUGAUAUCUGGGUACUCUAAAAGGGGUGAUGUUGAUUCUGCGCGGUUAAUAUUCGAUGAAGCACCGUUCAAGGAUAGAGGAAUUUGGGGUUGCAUGAUUUCAAGCUAUGUGCAAAACAAUUGUUUCAGGGAGGGGUUGAAAAUGUUUCGUUUGAUGCAGUUGACCGAUUUAGACCCUGACGAAGGAAUUUUUGUUAGCUUACUUAGUGCCUGUGCUCAUUUAGGAUCUGCGGAUAUUGGAAUAUGGAUUCACAGGCACUUGAAGAGAAUGCAGUUUCCGAUGUCUGUUCAGCUUAACACUGCUCUUAAAGAUAUGUACGCAAAGUGUGGGAAUUUGGGUUUAGCUAAGAAUUUGUUUGAUGGGAUGCGGGAAAGAGAUGUAAUUUGUUGGAAUGUGAUGAUUUCUGGAUCGACAAUGAAUGGGGAUGCCGAGAAUGCACUUGCACUGUUUGAGCAAAUGGAGAAAGAUGGUUUCAGACCCAACGACAUAACCUUCAUCGCCGUAUUAACUGCAUUCAGCUAUUCAGGUAUGGCUUGUAAAGGACUGCAGAUUUUUGAUAGCAUGAAGUCGGUUUACAGAAUGGAACCUAAAAGUGAGCAUUAUGGAUGUAUGAUCAACUUGCUUGGUCGAGCUGGGCUUUUUGAGGAGGCAAAAGAAAUUAUUCGGAAAAUGCCAACUUCAUGUAGCCAUUCAGACGAAGCAAUGGCUUGGAGAGCAUUACUGAAUUCUUGCUGUAGUCACGGAGAAACCAGUCUAGCAGAGGUUGCUGCUGAGAGACUCGUACAGUUAGAACGUCAUUGUGGGGUGUAUGUUUUACUAUCGAAUAUGUAUGCAAGUUCUGGUAAAUAUGAUGAUGCUAGGAGAAUGAGGAAAGAUAUGAAAGAUAGAGGAGUAGAGAAGACACCGGGUUGUAGCUCGAUUGAGGUUAAUGGGUUUAUUCAUGAGUUUGUUGCUGGUGAGAAAACACAUCCUCAGAUGCAAGAGAUACAUAAAGUUUUGGAGAAGAUGAAUGAUCAGUUGGAGUAA
Papaver somniferum (opium poppy) is the source of this 1551-nucleotide messenger RNA. Its product is annotated as pentatricopeptide repeat-containing protein At5g66520-like. The record is from RefSeq and is a predicted model, not a curated record. Lineage: Eukaryota; Viridiplantae; Streptophyta; Magnoliopsida; Ranunculales; Papaveraceae. Bases 1 to 1551 code for a protein of 516 amino acids. Gene Ontology annotation, molecular function: protein binding; RNA binding. Gene Ontology annotation, biological process: RNA modification. The transcript has a single exon.